Messenger RNA from Planococcus citri (citrus mealybug), 1301 nucleotides. RefSeq lists its product as uncharacterized. The transcript is spliced from 2 exons. Lineage: Eukaryota; Metazoa; Arthropoda; Insecta; Hemiptera; Pseudococcidae. Bases 321 to 1232 code for a protein of 303 amino acids. The record is from RefSeq and is a predicted model, not a curated record.
CACGUGACGAGCGCAAUUUUCACAAAACCCAUCAUCGAAAAAACAAGCGUUUUUGACACCUGCCAUGAAUCAGCUACACUGCAGUGCAGGGUGUUGAUUCCUAUCGUACUCACAAUUAAGUUGUAAAAUUUGCCAGUGUAAUAAAUACGUAAAAUACACGGGAUAAUCGCACUCGAAACAUACCACUCACAUAUUCCAUGUACCUAGACCUACAUACGACACGUAGGUAGCCAGGUACACCAGUAGGUAAUGGGAGUUGGGAACACUGAAACGAGAAAUGGCAAAGUUUACGAACAGUUGUUCGGUAUAAGUUCGCGAAUAUGAGUCGUUUUUUUGCAGUUUUACUAUUGUUGCUAUACGCAGUGGUUUGUCAGACUGCACCUACAACGGAAUUAGCCAGCUCGAACCCAGCACCGCAUGAUCCUUCGAACCAGCCACCUUCUAUAACUCUAUCACUUCCAACAUCUGGAGUAAUUUUAGAAGAUCCUUCAUCGACACCACCUUCAGUAGAUCAGCCAGAACAACCGUCAUCAGAAUCAACACCACCACUUCAUCAGCCAGAAAUACAAACACCACCUCUUCAGCUAGAAACACAACCACCGGUUCCAGCACCAUUGCCUCAAAUUGCCCAACCACAAACAUACCCUCCGGCAUCACCUCCACCACCACCACCACCCACCCAACCAGACCAACCAGAAAUACAACCAGUUCCCGAACCACCCGUAUGUCCAUCUCCAUUAACGAUGCCCCCGUGCGAGCAACCCGUGCCACCUCCCCAACCCCCUGCUAAGAAAAGAACCGGUUGGAAAAACGGUCUCAUGAACCUGGUGAAUGUUUGCGUUUCAGCCAUAGUCAACAGUUUAACCGAUUUAUACGUGGUAACCGGUGAAAAGCCGCCUAAGAAGUGUAAUCGUAAACGUAAUUACAUAAUCUCGUUUGGCAAGAAGAAACCAUCGUUAUGCGAACAAACCAAUGAACAAAGUGAAAAACCCCGCGUUAAGAAAAAUAGAAACAGUUUCUGGUACAAAGAUUAUCGAACUGAGGCCUCCCCUCGAACUCGGUUCGCUUCAUGCGCAACAGGUCAAGAUGGCGGUACUAAACAGUGUAAUUUCUGCUGCGUCGGCAACGACGUAGUCAAUUGUAGUAACUGUAUAAAUAUCAAUUGUAGCCCUCAGAUUAACUGCUGCUCUUGCGUUAUUAACGUGACCGUCGUCAAUGUGAACCAAUCGUAAUUUUACUCUCGAAUAUCGGAUUUUCGUGUUGAUAAUAAUUAUUGGGAAAUAUACCUACUACGUGGAAAA